Trypanosoma conorhini is the source of this 1245-nucleotide messenger RNA. Its product is annotated as trans-sialidase. The transcript has a single exon. Bases 1 to 1245 code for a protein of 414 amino acids. The record is from RefSeq and is a predicted model, not a curated record. NCBI's taxonomy places the organism in Eukaryota, Euglenozoa, Kinetoplastea, Trypanosomatida, Trypanosomatidae. Gene Ontology annotation, molecular function: exo-alpha-sialidase activity.
AUGCUCUACGGCCCGGUGGAGCUCACGACUGCAACCGUUGCGGACAAGCGUGUGCUGCUGUUUACGCAGAUGUCGUCCAGUCGUACCGCACCAGGAGACAACGGCGGAAGAGGCACGUUCCGCAGAGUAAUCCACCUGUGGCUCUCCGACGGUGCCCGGACCCACGACGUUGGGCCAAUAUCUGCGGAUGAUGCAGGCGAAGCCCUUUUUAGCUCGUUGCUGUACACAAACGAUGAGUUGUUUGCCCUCUACGCGAAGGUGGGUGAGAGUGGAAGCUCUCAAAGUCUUGUUUUUGCGCGCCUCCCAGAGCAGCUGCAGCGGAUCAAGUCCGUGCUGCAAACAUGGAACGAUGUGGACGGCAGAGUUGCAAAGCUUUGCAGCCCUACCGUCACUCCCGCUGCUGCCUGCGUCGGUACUAUGCCAACGGACGGGCUGGUUGGGUUUUUGUCGAACGGUGGCAACAAUACUCACUGGAAUGACGAGUACCUUGGGAUGAAUGCCACGGUGUCCACGACGGCAACGCGGAAGGUCAGCGAUGGCUUUGAGCUGGCAGGGGCGGGGGCGCGAAUUGUGUGGCCGGUGGGCAGUAAAAGUGAGAAUGACGGGUACCCGCUUGCAUACGAGGAGCUCACACUUGUGGCGACGGUGACCAUCAACGGCGCCACAACGAGUGUCACCCCACUGCUGGGCGUGAAGACAGUGGUCACCGGGAGAUAUCUGGGGCUGUGGUACGACCAGCACAAGCACUGGAGGACGAAUUUCAGGGCAGGAGCAGGAGGAAAUGACGCACACGCAAUGGCGUGGGAGGUGGGGAAAACAUACCGAGUGCUGCUCACGGUGCAGAACGGCAGCGGCUCGGCUUACGUCGAUGGGCGGCUUGUGGGGAGUUUGGAGGAGAACCCACCAGCGACUGUGCCUGCCCGGCCUUCGCCUGCGGCUGGUCGCGAACUGCCUCCGCUGGAGGGACCGCCGGAGAGGGUCUCGCACGUCCUUGUUGGUGAAUACAGGGACAGCAAAGGAACCGCAGAGAGCCGCGUGACGGUGACGAACGUCUUGCUGUACAACCGCCGCUUCAGUGCCAGUGAGGUUGCCGCAAUGAAGAGGGCGCAAGAGCGCAAGUCGUCAGGGGCAGCCGGCACUCAGCACGCAAAGGCUAAAGCAAAGGACAUUUCUGUGCAUGGAUGUGCUUCUGGGGCGCUCUCGCUGCUUCUAUUUGCGCUGUGGGGCCUCUCCGCGCUGUGCUGA